Molecule: messenger RNA, 2000 nt
Organism: Trichogramma pretiosum
Lineage: Eukaryota; Metazoa; Arthropoda; Insecta; Hymenoptera; Trichogrammatidae
Gene: bigmax
Product: max-like protein X
Exons: 5
Coding region: 718-1449 (243 amino acids)
Biological process (GO): regulation of transcription by RNA polymerase II
Cellular component (GO): nucleus
Molecular function (GO): protein dimerization activity; DNA-binding transcription factor activity, RNA polymerase II-specific; RNA polymerase II cis-regulatory region sequence-specific DNA binding
Source: RefSeq, a predicted model, not a curated record
GAGUCGAUUACAAUUACAGUUCUAAUUGACUCGAAACUAACUCUUUAUUUCAGCUUUAAUCGAUUCCUACAAUUAAAUGGGUUUCAUAAACGUUUAAUGUAGAUAAUUUUUUCGAUAAGUAAAUGCGUGACUUACAUUGCUACACUGUUCUUGCAGCUGUGUAAUUUGGUAUUGAAUCUUUAAUCUAUAUAUUGUAGAUUACAUUAUCUUAGGAGACAUACCUAAAGACAACCUAGUACGGAACGAUCGCUCCGAUAUUUGCUAGUUCAGCAUCAUCUUAUCUUGUCAUUAUGAUAUGAUUUUUUUAAGUAGUCAGAUCGUAUGAACUUUCUACUGAUAAAAAUAUUACCAUGAAUCGUGUGCAGUACAUCGGAUGUCGACUCUCGUGAGCAUUACUUCUAUUGUCUCCUGACAAUUCAGAUCGUCUGUGAUGUGAAAAUUAGUGGUGAUAGACCUGGUUUCUUGAUUAAUUGACUUUCAUGAAAUCAUAAGGUUCAACUUCAUUGUCAAUUGAUUUGGUUAAUGUUAUUUUAUCAAUCUGCCCAAAGUUAAUAUAUGUUAGUAGCAGUUGUGGUACUUUGAUCAGUGAUAUUUAUUAUUAGUCAAAAACGUGCAAGUGCCAUUUUUUUAUUCAUUAUUGAAUUGUUCUGUUUAAAAGUUUGUAAUAGUUUAUUCGGUAAGAAGUUAUUUGAUGAAGUACAAGUCUAUCGUCUCAAAAUGGGUGAUCAAUCAGAAUCUUAUGACUCUAGAAUUACUAAUGCUAUGAACACUAACAUCGAUGUUCACGAACACAAAUUAGAACCAUCUAGUCCAGUCGAUAGACAUACAUUUUCUCGUUGUAGCAGUACUGGAUCUGUUAAUACUCUGUCUUCUGCACACAAUACAGAAGAUGAAGAAGACAGCGAUAAUAAAAAUUCAACAGUUAGUUAUAAAGAGAGACGUAGAGAAGCUCAUACUCAAGCUGAACAAAAGAGAAGAGAUGCUAUCAAAAGAGGAUAUGAUACUCUCCAAGACUUAGUUCCAGCGUGCCAUCAAUCUGAUGCUUCAGGUUACAAAUUAUCAAAGGCAACUAUUUUACAAAAAUCUAUAGAUUAUAUUAACUACUUAAUGGCACAAAAGAAGAAAGAAGAAGAAGAGCAAAAUGAACUCCGCAAAGAAGUUCUAGCUCUAAGUAUCAUGAAAGCUAACUAUGAAAAGAUUGCUAAUGAUACUAACAACCAGCCAGGGCCGUCAGAUAACUGUGUUUCUGAUGAAAUAAAAUUCCAAGUGUUCCAAGCCAUAAUGGAUCACUUGUUUAGAAGCUUUGAAAAAGUACCAACAUUUGAGUUUGAGGAACUGACCAAUUGGAUAUUCCGAUGGCUAGAGGAACAUUGCAAACCAUCGACUCUUCAACAAGUGGUAGUUUCAGUAUUACAACCAAUACAUCCAACCUACGACCACUCCAGCUAGUAUAAAUGUGUUAACUUUGAAGAUCUGAUGAAAAUUUAUACAAGUUUGAGAAUAAUUUCGUUUUAGAUAUAGGAGCAGUUUAUACUAGUACAAAGUGUAAAAAAUAAGUGUUAUUGUUUUUUAAUCAACUAAUAAAUCUUUAUCUAUUUUACUCAUAUGACCAAACAUGCAGUGAGUGAAAACAAAGAUCAAAUUAACUCCAUUGUAACAGCUAAGGGCUUUGAAACCUAUUAAAUUAUUUGAUUAUUUGCAGUAUAGAGUGUGUCACAGUCUAAAAAUAUAUUGUGGAGCUUUUCAAAGAAACUUUUCUAUGAUAUAGUGUUUUAAGAUAUUAACUUAAUUUGAAGAUAUUUAUUUUCCAAACAACAGAUGCGUAAUAUUGUAUCUAUUUGAAAAUGUAGAUAGAUGUAAAACAUUGAGAUUUUAUGAAAUUUGUAAAGUACUUUAAAAAAUGUUGAUGAAAAUUAUUAAUCAUUGUUAUAUGAUCAUCUAUAUUUUUCUAUGUCUACGUGAAUAGUUACCCUUAAUAAUUCAUGUUUUUUUUUUUUUUU